This is a messenger RNA of Symbiodinium necroappetens, 3714 nucleotides long. Lineage: Eukaryota; Dinophyceae; Suessiales; Symbiodiniaceae. The record is from the annotation of a GenBank genome assembly.
AUGUGCGAUGUCAAAGACGAACGCCAUGGCGUCUUGCCGGAAACAUCCCUGCCAGGUUCAUCGUUGCUGCAGGCUUUCGUGAGAAUGCCUUUGGUGCAGGCGUCGCAUCAUGUACGGAGUUCCUGCACCUGGAUGUGCCUUACGGCAGUUUCGACAGUCGCUAGAAGGCAUCGUCGGUUUCCUAGCAACACGCCAGUGAGUCCGAUUCCUCGGUGCCGCAGUCUGGCAACUGCGAGAAUCAAUGUCGAUGUGGUAUCGGAAAACCCAGUGAUUUGGGUAGUCGAUGGCUUGUGUGACGGAACAAAGGCUCGUCAGCUUCAGCAUUUGUUGGAAGAACAAGACAUGGACCUACUGAGGAAGACGGCGGCACCUACUCUUUGGCACCAGCACGCGCUGGAGCCAGAGUUCAACCUGACGGUUGCGGACAGCCGUUCAGAGCCAGACGCGCUCCAUAGCAGUGCUGCCAGCACUGCGGACACAGAUGCAGGAGAAGGUCGUGCCGCAGUCGGCGCAGUGCCAGUCCCCGUAGUCGGGCUCGGAGAGCGUGCCAUCAAUCCUGCAGAGCUGCCAACGCGUGGCUCUGCGGGCCAUUUCCUUGGUAACUGCAAGCCCUGCGCCUUCGUGUACAAGGGUGGUUGCGACAGCGGCUACGAUUGUCAGUUUUGCCAUCUUUGCCUCCCAGGUGAGAAGAUCCGGCGUAAGAAGGACGCCUACGUGGACGAUAUGUUUGACCAACGGAGGACCGCAAGGGAGGACGCCCAGCUCUUGGUUUACAUGAUGCAUGCUGGUGCGCUCCAGUUUGUCCCGCGCCAGUAUCGCUCGGACCCACUGCGUUCCUUCCUGUGGCUGGCCGUGCAGAGAAAGGAGCUCCUCCCGGAGGGUGCCUGGGACAUUGCUCUUGCUUCUGUCGCUCGUCAAGCUUGGUGCACGCAGUGGGACCCGGAGGACCUGCGGCGGAGUGGCUUCGCGAAGUCCGCGGCACGGUGGCGGGUUCCCGAGGCCAUGCUCGCGGAGUUGUCGCCGCUUGUCGUGGAUGUGCUCGGUGCUCCAGUGGAGGGACUUCCCUUGGCGGAGUCACGACCUUUCCACGCCAGUGACAAGUUGCCGAAGUGGAGACCAAGUCUGCAACCAGUUGUGCGCUACCAGCAAGAUGAGUCACAAGUACCUCACAUUGACACGAGCGACGUGACGAUGCUGGUUUAUCUGAGCAGUUCCGGUGGAAACACCUGCUUCCCAAAUCUGCAACGCAGCAUCAUGCCACGCGCAGGCCGUGUUCUGGUUUUCUGCAGCACCACACCUGGCGCUUCGCGAUUCGGCGGCUUUGCUGGCUCAGCCUACGGGGCACUUUGGUGGACUCUCUCCUGCUUCGAAAGGGGAGAAACUCAUUGUGCAGCUUCUGUUCGCUGCCCUGGACCCAUCUUUGAAUAUCGGCUCCUGGGACGAGGCCUUGCGUGGCCCAGCUUUGAGGCAGGCCAGCUACAGCUCAGGGGUGGAGGCGCAGCCCCUGCCUGCAGUGCCCUCUGCAUCUCGACUGCCGCGCCUGGCGACCUCCCCGCAACGCUGUGCCACCGGCUGCAAGGCCGAGCUCUGGAGGGUCAGGCAGCUCCCUGUCUUUGCCAUGGCUGCAGUAGCCAUGGCGAGAUGCCGCUGCCCGCCUUUGCAGAGAAACCGGUGCAGGAGGCCGAGGGGCACGUUCUCAACGCCGUGCUCCCAGCUCCUUCCGUCGUCGCUGCCGGUUCGUUUCGCGAGCGUCCGGAGUGCAUGGACUUCGGACAGGCCCAGCUCGAGCAGCUCGAGGUCGAGGCCAUUCACCGCUCGCAGCGCUUUCCAGACUCCACGGAGGAGCUCCUUCCUUUGCCACUGCCGUCGGUCAGUGGCUUAAACUGCCCACUCUGCCAUAAGACUUUCGAGGAUCCCGUCAUGACGGUCGAUGGCAAAGUGCUGACAUCCAUCCGUGAGAAUGUGAGGCCGGCCUGGAUACAGGUGGAGCAGGCGGAACGGGAAGCUUUGCGUUUCGAACUGCAGCAGCGAAGCGCGGAGCUGCUACAGGUGAAGACGAGCACAGAGGGUCAAUCGAAGGAGCUCCAGUUGCAUGCAGAUGAGAUGAACUCUUGUGUGGAGCUGAAGGCGGCCACCUUGACAGCCAAACUGCAGAUGACGGAGGCCAUUUCCGUGCACUGCGAAGGGGGCUUGCCAGCAGCGGGGUUGCCUGGUGAUUUCUUCAGCCGCUAUGACCGGUUUCAUGUCAAGUACAUGAGAGAUAGCCUGGCCCGUUCGCAGGAGCUGCUGCACGCCAUCUAUGAGUCCAAAAUCCUACCGAAUUUUGGGGAAAAUCUCGAUCUCUGCCCUGUGGCAGUCUUGCAGAUAAUGAUGGAUGCAGUCCUGGCAUCUUCAGUCGACUACUCCCUGGACGAUGGUCGAGGUCUUUUCGAGUUGGCCUCCAAGUUGGCAAGCUCUCUCGAGGAGGAUGGUGUCGAUGACGUGGCAGCUCUCAGAGAGGAGUGGGCUCAGGACACAGUCCACACGUACUCUUUCCUGCUUGGGCUCGAUGAAAACCACUGUCACGGUGCAGACCUGAAGAUAUAUGUGUAUGAUGUGCCCGAGAAUCUGACACGCCAUCCGCUGGAUUGCGUGUUAGGACAAUGGGGCACAGAAGUAUUGUUCCACCAAUACUUUCUCAGCUCUGCUUGCCGAACGUUGGAUCCAGAGAAAGCCGAGCUUUUUUAUGUACCAAUUUAUGGAACAUGCCUCUUCACAAAGGACGCGUUGGACAACGAUGCGGAUGCGUCGGAGCGGAUUUGGGAUCCAUUGAUCAGGCACAUCUUUGCCCAACCCUGGGCCCAGCGGAACAAGCUGAUGGAUCACAUUUUUCUGUUUGCAGAUGGCCAGUCUGCUCGCAUUUGGGACUCGUAUGACUUGGUUCGCAGUGAGGCGGUCUUCUUGAUGGUGGAGUCGAAGUGUCCCACGUGGGACGAGCCCAUGCGAAGAUACAGCGACAUCAAGCCAUGCAGCUCCGGUUGGAAAGACAUCAUCAUCCCUGGGCAUACUGACCAUGCGCGCCUGCAAGCGAUGCGGCGGUACAACCGGCCGACCGCGCAGCGAGAAUUGAUCAUGACAUUCCAUGGCAGCCACUCGGGCAACAAAGAGGUUUACGAUCAGUGCGCGGUCAGAGACAAGGUUAUGGAACUGGCCCAGUUUGCCGGAGUUGAUGUGGGCGGCUUCGUACCCAACUACCUGGAGAUCAAGGGCAAUGCCCACUUUUGCUUGAUACCUGCCGGUACCUCGCCUUGGACGAACCAGCUGUACGAGAGCAUCCAGUGCGGAUGCAUUCCUGUUAUUCUGUCUGAUGAGUACGAAGUCGCCUUCCAGCAUCUUGUAGAUUGGAGACGCAUCAGCAUCAAGUGGCCAGAAGCGCUGGUUGGCAAGGAACUUUACGAAUUCCUUGCUUCGUUCUCACUGGAGACGAUAGCAGCUAUGAAGGCUGAUGUUGAUGAUCACAGCUGCUGGUUCGACUACUUCUCCACUGAGCCCGACUGUUCUCCGUAUGCAGCGGUGCUCGCUGCGCUAGUCGACCGUCGAGAGCGUCGAUUGCAGGUGUACAGACAUUGGGAGCGCUUCUGGAAUGUGCCAAAGAGCGCUGACGGACAACGCGGCCACACUACCGGUAGAACCACUCGUUUCCACACACUUGCAAAUGAGACGUUCCUGAUGUGA